Molecule: messenger RNA, 3656 nt
Organism: Lineus longissimus
Lineage: Eukaryota; Metazoa; Nemertea; Pilidiophora; Heteronemertea; Lineidae
Product: forkhead box protein G1-like
Exons: 2
Coding region: 83-1135 (350 amino acids)
Biological process (GO): regulation of transcription by RNA polymerase II
Cellular component (GO): nucleus
Molecular function (GO): DNA-binding transcription factor activity; sequence-specific double-stranded DNA binding
Source: RefSeq, a predicted model, not a curated record
AUUUUGUAUACCGUUAUUCACUGGUUGUUUAGGUUUGCAGAGUAACGGAUUCAGAUUUCAAUUUCAAAUUCAAACUUUUGACAUGGAGCAGCGAUCUAGUUUCAUGAUUGAUCGGAUACUAGAGGAUAUCAGCAGGGAGAGUAAUCGGGUGGUCCCGGGUUCGAACCCUCCUUGUGACCAUUUACCAAGUGAUAACAGUCAUGUUGAACUCGACAUUGACAACAUUUCUGAUUUCGAGGAGGAAGUUACUCCUGACAAAGUUGGCGUUUCGAGUAUUCAGACAGUUCCAGAGACAAAUAAACCCAGCGAGAAUGCAUCACUGGUUAAGGAUGCAGAGAAAAAGCCAAACGUACGAGGAGAGAAACCACCGUUUAGCUACAACGCCAUGAUCAUGAUGGCCAUACGGUCAAACCCAGAGAAACGCCUAACCCUUAACGGAAUCUACGAAUUUAUCAUGCAGAACUUUCCAUAUUACAAAGAGAAUAAACAGGGAUGGCAAAACUCUAUCCGUCACAAUCUCAGUCUGAAUAAGUGUUUUGUGAAAGUGCCGCGACAUUAUGACGACCCAGGGAAGGGUAACUACUGGAUGUUGGACCCUUCAAGUGACGACGUCUUCAUCAGUGGGUCAAUGGGAAAGCUAAAGCGACGUUCAUCAACAAGGAGCAGGCUACCAGGUCUGGCAAGGACUGGGUUUUACCCGGGGCACCCCUACCCCACAGACAGAUUGCAACAACCGUGGGGACUGCCUCAAUACUUCUUACAACUUUCACCCUCGCUGUCACCCUCUGUCAUCAGUUAUUAUGGUUACCCAUAUGCACCCCGCCCCGGUAACCAAGACUUCAACACGAUGGUUCGCCCCGUUGCUCGGAGGAACUUCAGUCUUGAUAACAUCAUGUCAAAGGAAUCCAAUAUGGCCACCGGAUUCCCGAGAACAGAACCCCUGUCGACCUCUAUUAUAAGCCCGGACUUUUCACGGCAAAGUCUCCCACCUAUGACUACAAAUCAGGACAUCUACGGCAGUCUAAGUACCAUGAGCUCAGACAUGGUCAUGGACCUCUCCUUGCGUACCAACCUGGACAGACGGUACAGACACGCUGAGGGACUCUCCGUACCACUGUUUCCAUCGAAGAGUUAGUACAGCCCAUGGUCGUGUACGGAAAAUGAUGAAGAUGAGGAUUGAUGAUGUCUGAAGUUCUACGAGAUGAAGAUUAUACAGGAACGAUGAUCGCAGCUCAGAAUGGUUUCUACUUAACGUGGAUAUUACGGGUUCUUUGUCAUUUUCAACGGUACAAUACCAUCUGCUGGACACUGAAAGAUAUAUACAUGUACAUGUAACUAUAUACAUAACGACGGUGCCAAACCUAUAAAGUACCCGACUAGGAGCUACAUACAUGUCUUGCCAAUUCUUUGUGAUAUCCUUGAUGUCGACUAAUCUAUAUCGGUAUCGGGAAUAAACAUUUUUAUCGAAAAUUUCUGAAGAUGUACACUCAUGUGAUCGUAUGCUGAUAUUGGAAGUGUCACGAGACUUUACUUACAAAAUGGACGAACGUAACAGCACCCCGACUGAUCUGAUGCUUGGCACAUCGGAAGCUUUUAACCAUUGUCGUGGGAGGUGAUUAGCCAAAUAAAUGACAAAUCGCCUGAUAACUUUAUAGAAUCGGUCAAAUUAGUGGCUCAUCACUUAUUUAUAUUGUCAACCAUGUAGAAUAUAUUUGUAGUGUUUUCUAAUGAAAAUGUUGAAGGCCAAGCAUCGAAAACAAAACAACGUUUUUGUAUUCAAAAACAGAAAUUUGAAAAAAAGUGUCAUUCGAAAUAAACUAUUGGAUAUGGUGCGUAUUUCCUAAAUAUUUUCGAUAUCGAAUUUGCAAUGGGCCCUGCUAGAAAUCGUUUGUGCAAGUGCAAUGGACUUGAAACAUAACACGAUCUAAUUUUUAAAAAUGCAGCACAUUCAGAUAUUUAUUGUUUGAAAUAUAUAUUCCAAUCAAAUUCAUUUCCGAAACUACAUGAUGACAUCGAAAACGGCACUUAAAUUACAAUGUGGGUGUGGGGUUGUGAUGAUUUUUAGAAAUGGACAGGAUUAAUAAACCUAUCUUUUUCUGAUGUAGUCAUGUAACUGAUUAACGAUUCUAUGGUGAAAAUGUGUUAUCGUUAGCCCAUACAACAACACAUUCCACAUUGGGUAACCUCUGGUAUAUCGAGAAUAUUUAAUACAUAGAUUUCGAUAAAGAAAUAGCGGUCUUUUUUAUCAUAAAUAUUAUUUCUAUCAUAACACUUCUAUACACACUUCUAUUGUUGAUAUUACAUUUCGGUAAAGCAUCGAGCACUCGAACCGAUCUACUAGUCUAACAUAUGUUAAUUGAUUUAUUCUUGGGGUGCAGAAUAUUUCAAAACUUUUCAAAUUCACGACUUGUCAUCUUUGGCCUCACGAUAGAUUUCACCAGCUAGCUGCUUUCACGAGGAGUUGUGACUGGUCUCUUUUUAGGUUUCUCGUGAAAAACAGGUCUAUAUCCCCGGGAAGCAGACGUCAGUUGCUGUUAAUAUCGGCCAUAGGAAGAUACGCAUCAAGACACCUGACUGGUCAUUUUUUACGGAUGUUGUAUAAACCACAUGAAGCCGAACCCCUCCGGCAAAGUUUUUUUCUCGUUUCGAUAAACUCGAUAUCGGUUUGAGUUGCAAAAUAGAAUUGAAUGAUGUGGGUUUUUUUAGAUAAAAAAGACCACAAAUGUUUGUCUGGUGAUGACAUAGGCUGUCUGCGUGUUGUUCUUUUUGGGCUGUGGGGUGUGAGACCGCAGUAAGCGAAGUUAGAGACCACCUCAUGGGUUUGGCUGGGCCGUGCCCCAAUUCCCUUGAAUCGCGGUUUGAGCCAGCGUUUUCAUCCUUGGGUACGGCUGCAGUGCAAUCUGAUUUGAAUUGAGGGGUGUUUUUAGAGAAAAAUAAAAUAGUGUCUUUCGAAACCUGGUGCUACGGUGUUUUUUACUGCUGGGUGAGCACCCUUGCCCAUUGAAUGGAAGAACCCCUCACAGAGAGGUUACAAGGGAGUAAAAUGUGUCUGAAGAGACAAACACGUCUAUGAGCACCUGUUUAAUGUUAUGUUUUGUUAAGGAUUAGCAGCGAGCCAACGUCAGGGGACCAUACGGUCCGAGUGGGCUGGGCGGCGGGUUUUGGGACCAGCGGGUUCGCGGUAUGUGGCGGUAGAGCGGCAGGUUAGGGGCGGUUCACCCGCAGUAUCUACGGUCAACACCCUCUCCGCACACAAUAUACCAUUAUAAGUGAGUUAUGUUUAAAUGUUACUCAUUGAGGUUUAACUCGAUAUAGGACAAUAACGGCAUGUUCCGACCAAAAGAGCUGAUUUUAAAUAGAUCAUAACAGACAACAACAUAAUAAGAUGCCUCCAGCUCAUUUUAAGGUGCCCAUUCGAAAUUUGUUGAAGUUUUGUUGAAUUAUUUCGGUCUUAGGGUUGCAUGAAGAGCUAAAAAAGGAUUAUCUGUUAAAUACUGCCAUUUGCACGAAUUUGCCGCGUGACCCCCAGGAUCUGUCUAAAUUAAUGCUCAUAUCGUGUCAAGUACCGGGUAGUUAAUUGUACCAGUGUAAUAAAAUUAUUCAUAUUUUUUUUGUCAAAUGCUACAUUGUACGCUGAAACCGAGACAUUUUUUUCA